AUUGUUUCCAGAGGGCUGCUGCUUGUAUCCUUGGUAUGUGAUGUACUUUUGCAUGUUUAAGUUCUAAAUGGAUUGUUUUUUGUUCUGUUUUUAGUCUGCCGGCGGUAACUUGAGCAUUUCUUGGUGUUAACGACUGUUACAGAGCGUUUGACCUUAAUAUAGACAGUAGACACACUUGCUAACAGGUGCUUUAGCCAGGUGAAUGUUGGGAGUUCGAGCCCUGUUUGGAAUCGGUCUUCUUGUGACAUCACGAGGAGGCUCUGUCCUGACCCAUACAGGAGCAUGUGCACGUAUUGCCAGUAAUAUCUACAGUAAAGAUCUCACUCACAGACAGGUUUGCACUAUGGCCAAUACAAUCAAGUACUUGGGGCAAGAAGAGGCUCAGCACAUUGACGAGGAGCUCUUCAAUGAGUACAGCUUCAGUGUGGAUCAGUUAAUGGAGCUGGCCGGUCUGAGCUGUGCCACAGCUGUCUCAAAGGGCUAUCCUCUACAAUCACUGCUCAAGAGUCCACCCAGAAUUCUGGUGAUCUGUGGGCCAGGAAAUAAUGGAGGAGAUGGGUUGGUUUGUGCUAGACAUCUCAAACUCUUUGGAUAUGAGCCUUCUGUAUUGUACCCAAAGCGCCCCAGCAAACAGCUGUUUCAGAAUCUUACCACCCAGUGUGAGAAGAUGGAUAUAUCCUUCCUGACAGAGAUGCCUGAGGCUGACAUGAUUGAUGAAGUGUAUAAUUUGGUGGUGGAUGCCAUCUUUGGAUUCAGUUUUAAGGGUGCGGUGCGAGAGCCAUUCGGUGACAUCCUCUCCCAACUAAAGAAAAUCUCUGUGCCCGUUGCUAGCGUUGACAUACCUUCAGGUUGGGAUGUGGAGAACGGCUGUCCUGAUGGGAUUCAGCCUGACAUGCUCAUCUCCCUCACGGCCCCUAAGAAAGCAGCCCAUCACUUCAAAGGACGCUACCACUUCCUGGGAGGACGAUUCGUUCCUCCUGCACUUGAGCAGAAGUACCAGCUGAAUCUGCCCCAAUACCCCGGCACUGACUGUGUUUAUCAGCUGAACUGAGACUUAAGUCCUUCAAGUCAUUUUUGUGUCACUAAUUAAAAAGAAAAAAACCCUGGGUUAUAACUUUGAUUUGCCACUCAGAAUACGUUUUCCACUUUUCUCGUAAUUGGUAGAUAUGGACUUGAUUAAUCGGCAUUGUUACAGAAUGUCACUCUAAUCACUUUAAUUAGUUAUGUAUGAAUUUAUAAAAACAUCAAAUAAAUAAAUCAUUAUUUACUGCAAGUUUUUGAUGGUUAUGGAUUUAAUGACUAGGCCUGAACAAUUGCUGCAUUAUUGGUUUGUGUUUAAAUAUAAUAAUGUUACAUGUUUAAAUAUGGAAACAUGUAUCAUAAAUGGCAUAAAAAUACAAAAAUAAAUAAAUAAAGCUAUAA
Carassius gibelio (silver crucian carp) is the source of this 1422-nucleotide messenger RNA. RefSeq names its product NAD(P)HX epimerase (gene naxe). The coding region runs from base 203 to 1051 and encodes 282 amino acids. The record is from RefSeq and is a predicted model, not a curated record. Gene Ontology annotation, cellular component: mitochondrion. Lineage: Eukaryota; Metazoa; Chordata; Actinopteri; Cypriniformes; Cyprinidae. Gene Ontology annotation, molecular function: NAD(P)HX epimerase activity. The transcript has 7 exons.